AUGUCUCUUCAACCUCUUGUAGAAGAACUUCAACAAUUAUUCCCUUUUGUUGAUCCUGAAAUUAUUAAAACUGCUUUAAUUGAUUGUAAUUACGACAAAAAUGCAUGUGCUGAAUUAUUAUUUAUGGCACAAGAAAAUGGAUCAAAUGAAGUCCCAACAUUUAUUGAUCCAACUGUUGAUCACCACCAAGACGUCACAUUAGUUUACAAAGACUCUGUUGUAACAAUAAACCGGGACCAAAUGGUUGGUGACUCUAAUCCAACAAAUAAACCUCGAGCCAAUACAUUAAAUGAAGAGUAUAAAAAAGCUGCUGCUGAAGAUGAAGAAGCAGCAGAAAAAGGAAUUAUUCCAUCAACUGUCAUGAUUGAUACUGAAGAAAAAGCUUAUGAAAAAAAACAACGUAAACACAAACAUCAAGGCAAAAGAAAAGAGAAGUACUCACUUCUAGAUUCAGAAGUUAGAGAUGAUGGUGAUUUUUAA
This is a messenger RNA of Entamoeba dispar SAW760, 480 nucleotides long. RefSeq lists its product as uncharacterized. The coding region runs from base 1 to 480 and encodes 159 amino acids. The record is from RefSeq and is a predicted model, not a curated record. Gene Ontology annotation, molecular function: ubiquitin binding. The transcript has 2 exons. Lineage: Eukaryota; Evosea; Mastigamoebida; Endamoebidae.